This is a messenger RNA of Pseudophryne corroboree (corroboree frog), 6259 nucleotides long. It is a transcript of the gene PGM5, whose product is annotated as phosphoglucomutase 5. Lineage: Eukaryota; Metazoa; Chordata; Amphibia; Anura; Myobatrachidae. The record is from RefSeq and is a predicted model, not a curated record. Gene Ontology annotation, biological process: carbohydrate metabolic process; myofibril assembly; striated muscle tissue development. The transcript is spliced from 11 exons. Gene Ontology annotation, molecular function: magnesium ion binding; phosphoglucomutase activity. Bases 430 to 2130 code for a protein of 566 amino acids. Gene Ontology annotation, cellular component: adherens junction; sarcolemma; cell-substrate junction.
UAUGAUUAACGAGUGGGAGGGUGACCUGUGGAAUAAGGUUUGAGAGGAGAUAGCAGUAACUAGAGGAGUUGCAGUACUAAGAAGUAGUCUGUGUGGUCUGACUCGCAGGGAAGGAAGACAGGGACCGCUGCCCUUCUGGUAACCUAGGUUGUGCAGUGCAUUCAUUCUCACAUCGUGUAAUGCACUGACAGAUCCUGACAGGAGGAAACCCUUGAUACAUUGGAAGACAGAUUUCCAGUACUAUCGGGUUCAGAGGAAACAAGUUUCAGGCGUCCUGUACAGCAGCACAGCCAGGGAGGAGCUGAAUUCCCCCUAUCUCCUGGGAGAACCCCCUUCCCAACUUUUGGCUUGUUGUUUUUCUAUUGCAGAACAGCUACAAUAGUGCUAUAGAGGAGAGAAGCAGGGGGACAUUGGGAGGGAAGCCUAGCCAUGGAGGUGAGCCCUAUUCCUGUUGUAACCGUCCAGACCGUCCCAUAUGAUGACCAGAAGCCAGGGAGCAAUGGCUUCAGAAAGCCGACAGCGGUGUUUGAAAGCAAGAAGAACUAUUUGCAGAACUUUAUCCAGAGUGUGCUGUCCUCCAUAGACCUGCGGGACCGUCAGGGCUGCACCAUGGUGGUGGGCAGUGAUGGCAGGUACUUCAGCAAGACUGCCACCGAGGUCAUUGUGCAGAUGGCAGCGGCCAACGGGAUUGGCCGAUUGGUGGUUGGUCAGAAUGGCUUGUUGUCCACACCUGCUGUUUCAUGCAUCAUCAGAAAGAUCAAAGCAAUCGGAGGAAUUGUUCUAACAGCUAGCCACAAUCCUGGAGGACCUGGUGGAGAUUUUGGUGUAAAGUUCAAUGUUGCCAAUGGAGGUCCUGCUGCCGAUGCUGUUACAGAUAAAAUUUUCCAGAUCAGUAAAACUAUUGAGGAAUAUGCCAUUUGUCCAGAACUGCGUAUUGACCUCUCAAGAGUUGGAAGGCAGGACUUUGACUUGGAGAAUAAGUUCAAGCCAUUUAGAGUUGAAGUAGUGGACUCAGUGGAUGUUUACCUCAAUUUGCUCAGAACGAUUUUUGACUUUAAUGCUAUUAAAUGCUUGCUUACUGGACCCAACCAACUGAAAAUAAGGAUUGAUGCCAUGAAUGGGGUAAUGGGUCCUUAUGUCCGACGAAUUCUCUGCGAUGAGUUAGGAGCCCCAGCCAAUUCAGCUGUGAACUGUAUACCCCUGGAAGAUUUUGGUGGGCAGUAUCCUGACCCCAACCUAACAUACGCCAGUGGUCUCCUGGAAGCCAUGAAAGCAGGAGAGCAUGGAUUUGGAGCCGCAUUUGAUGCUGAUGGAGACAGAUACAUGAUUUUAGGACAGAAUGGCUUCUUUGUGAACCCCUCUGAUUCCUUAGCAAUAAUUGCUGCCAAUCUCUCCUGUGUUCCUUAUUUUCGUCAAAUGGGAGUUCGAGGUUUUGGAAGGAGUAUGCCCACAAGUACAGCCAUAGACAAAGUUGCCAAAUCAAUGAAAGUUCCUGUCUAUGAAACGCCCACUGGCUGGAAAUAUUUUGCAAACCUAAUGGACUCAGGACGAUGUUCCCUGUGUGGAGAAGAGAGUUUUGGCACAGGUUCAGAUCACCUGAGAGAAAAGGAUGGGCUCUGGGCUGUCUUAGUUUGGCUUUCAAUUUUGGCAGCUCGUAAGCAAGGUGUAGAGGAGAUUGUACAAGAUCACUGGACAAAGUUUGGACGUCACUAUUAUUGCAGGUUUGACUAUGAUGGUCUGGAACCCAGGACAGCAUUUUUUAUAAUGAAGGAUCUGGAGGGUACGAUAACAGAGAAGACAUUCAGAAGUCAGCAGUUUGCUGUUGGAAGCCAUGUGUACAGUGUGGAGAAAACAGACAGUUUUGAAUAUGUGGACCCAGUAGAUGGAACAGUAACAAAGAAACAGGGACUCAGGAUUAUAUUUGCAGAUGCAUCAAGAAUCAUAUAUCGACUAAGUGCCUCAGGUACUGCAGGGACCACGCUACGAAUUUAUGCAGAAAGUUAUGAAAAGGAUCCAAGCAAAUAUAAUAAAGAGCCUCAGGCAGUGCUGGGCCCUCUCGUAGCCAUCGCUUUGAAGCUUUCACAGAUUCAUGAGAGGACCGGACGUAAAGGACCCACUGUGAUCACCUGAACUGAAACCACAAUGGGCCAAAGAGUGUAUGAUAGAAAGAGAUUAUUCUUCAAAUAAUCAAUGCCUUUAUUUUUGCUGGAUAUGCUUUAUUCUCAGACGUAAUGACACUGUCUGAUUCUAUUGAAAAAAAAAAAAAAAAAUCAAGUUUGUCAGACAUUAGAUAUUACAUUAUCACUUGUCCAAAGUAUUGCGUUACGUAACAUUAACACAAAGAUAAGAUUACCUGGGAUUGGGCAAGAGCAUGUGUCCUGUCUUUUAUGAAUUUUUAUGUAACAUUUAUUCACUUCCGUACAACUUGUAGCGUUGUGGAUUUAAAUAAACAAGAAAGAUAUGUAUCUUGUGAGUGGCUGAAAAUAAGCACAUAUUAAAAGUAUGCAUAUUAAUGUAUUUAAUAUGUAUACCACUGAGAUACUGUAAAUCUCAAUGUUUAAGCCAGUUAAAUUAGUUGAGAUACAGUACAUCUACAUUCAAGAAAAUGAAAACGCUUUUUUUUAAAACUUCAUGCUAGAGGCAUUAUUCACACGUAUAAAAUAAUAAAGGUGUUUCAGGUUUUAGUGACUGGGGCUCCUAGAAAGGGGGUUGUCACUCCUAGUGCAUUGUAUUGUGUUGUGUAGACAACUAAAACAAGUUCACUCUACAACGUGUUCUGAGAAAUCUAAAAAAAUUCUCAAAAUCAAUACCCAUCAUUGAGAUUAGAAAAUUACUAGAAUCUUUGCAUUGAUUUACAUUUACUUGUCUGAAUAUGAAGAUGUUGAUUGAAUUUACUAAAAGUUCCACAUUUACCUGGCUACAGCUUAUAAUAGGUAAACAGCAUCCUCAUGUUGCAUACUUUUUUUCUGUGAGGUGUGAAGAUUUAUACUUAAAGAUAAAUAAGUUGCCCUACACAAAUGAAAAGCUUGUUUCUGUGAUGUUGUUUAAACCAUAAGUACAUCAUUGAAACUCUGCUAAGAGUAGUAAGCACUAAUACCUCCCGUGCUGAAGUUUGAAUGUAUUUGUUUUGAGCAAGAGUGAUAAAACCUCUAUGAUUCCUAGUUAGGGUGAGAGUAUAUAUACAUAUACUACAUACAUUGAUGGGAAAGCAUUAAAUCACAACUGCACAUGUAGGUCUGAGAGAGUUUUGCAUUAUUAAAUUAGAAAGUUUACCAGCAACACAAUAAACUAACAUUAUUUUUUGAGAGGCAUGCGAACAUUUGUGUUGCACCCAUACAUACAGCACUUGUUAUAUGCUCCGUUUCACGUUGUUUCCCUAACCUAGUGCCUCUACAGUGCUAUUUGUGUAUUUCAUUUUCACACUGUAUUGUGUUUACAAAAUCCUUGAAUGCGUCAAAAAUAGUUGUAUGUAACAUGAGCUUUUCAAAUAUUUCAUCUUUACAUAGAUAUGCAUAGAGCUACAUAUCCAUGCCAUAGCUGUCUUUCUAUAUAGGCUGUACAUGUCCACUCUGCUCGUUGUGUGGCAUUUUCAGAACCUCUCUACAUGAAAGUCCCCACUGACAUUAGAUAUGCCAUUCCUGAAAGCUGUUGUACACCUCUGAGUCCCAUCCGUCCCGAUAUUGGCGGGACAGUCCCUCUUUUCAGGCACUGUCAUGCUGUCCCACAUGCGAGCCACAGUGUCCGUGGGAAGGGUGUAGUAUGGUAUGCCGGCGGCCGGGCUCCCGGCGACCAGCAUACCGGCGCCGGGAGCCCGUCCGCCGGCAUACCGACAGCGUGGAGAGUGCAAAUGAGCCCCUUGCAGGCUCGCUGCGCACGCCACGCUGCGGGCACGGUGGCGCACUAAGCGCGCCACGCUAUUUUAUUCUCCCUCUAGGGGGGUCGUGGACCCCCACGAGGAAGAAAAAGUGUCGGUAUGCUGGCUGUCUGGAUUCCGUCGCCGGUAUACUGUGCGCUGGGAUCCCAACAGUCGGCAUACUGAAGACCACCCUGUGGGAAGGGGGUUGGUAGGCACCCUCUCACUUGAGCAGCAUCUAUUCGCAAGAGAGACGGAAUGGAGGUAUGGCCGCAGCUCACAGAACUCUGUCUCCACCAUGAUGAAAACCAGGAUGGGAUUUGCGGUUGCAGACCACGCCCCCUAAUUUUGGGCACCUACCUUCGGAGCACGCAAAGGUCCCACUAAUCACCAGGCUAAAGUUUGGAGGUAUGUAUGAUGAUUGCAACACAUGAAUAAGGUUUUGGUGAAUGGGGGGAUAGCCGCAAAUAUUAUGUAUCAACUAGAUGUAUGACAGAGGGACCGCAUCAAAUAUGGGAGAUAUCUGCUGUGACACCUCCAUUUCCCACAGCAGCCACUGCCCCCAUAGGUUUCUAUGGGGUAUGCACUGCUGACAGAUUUGCCAAGUUUGGUCCUCACAGCUAAUGCCAUCUGAAAAUGGGGUUAGCUGCUAUAGUCCAUGGCAGAGGUUCCCAAACGCGGUCCUCAAGGCACCCCAACAGUCCAGGUUUUAGGUAUAUCCAUGGCUCAGCACAGAUGGUUAAAUCAAAUUGACUAAGGUGCUAAUUAAGUCACCUGUGGCCAAGCAUGGAUACAUUUAAAACCUGGACCAUUGGGGUGCCUUGAGGAGCGCGUUUGGGAACCUCUGGUCUAUGAGCUACAAUUUCCAGAAAUCACUGGGAGAGGGUUUCUCCUGAACCCACCCCAGCAAUGUCAGCGGCGCAUACGCAGGAGUCCCAACCCAGGAGUGAACACGCUGCAGGGACGGGCUACUUUCUGAAAUCCUGUCCCUGCUUGUGUUCAUUCAUAGAUUCCAUGGGUAUAAUCACUAAAUUUGCGGGCAGAUCACAUUGCAAAUGCGAAUAUUGGUAAAUGGGUCCCAAAAAGACAACAACAAUGGCUCUCAGGAUGAGGGAAACUUCAAGCAGUAUUAGUAACAUCUCUGUAGAUAAGGAAGUCCCAAACUGGAAAAAUGACAACUUAAUGUAUACAUUUUUACGACAGACAUACUGUAUACAAAGGAAAAAUAAGAAUAGUAUUAUUGUGCCUUUCAGUUUCCUCAAAUGACAAAUAAAUCAAAUUAUGUUCACAUAUAUAUUAACUGAGAAAGUCUGGGAAGCCAUUUGAAACCUCAUGCUGCCUAGAGCCUUCAUUAUAAUAUACUGUACAGUCAUGUUUGCAUAAACAUAAGAUAAUUGCAUUGCAGCAUGUGCACGUCACAUGGAUUUAAAUGGCAGACCCAGCGAUCCAACAAAAAUAUUUACAAUUGUCCUAAAUGCUCCACUGACAUAUUUUAAAUGCACCUUAUGUUUUAUGUUCAAAUAUCAUUUACUUUCAUCCAGUAUUUGUAAAAGAAAAAAAACCUUCUGAUGCAGAAGUAUUCUCUUUUAUUUUUUACAAGCACAUAUGACCUCUGUGUAUAUCGAGCUGACUCCACUUGUAAAUAUUUAGGGCUCUGUGCACUAUCAUACAUAUCUAAGAAUUAUUUCUUACAUAUAAUGCAGCUCUCCUCCAUCUUUUCUGAGGUGGCGGAGAUUUUUGCACACAAAGAAAAUGAGAGAGAGGUGCACACACCAUCUGAUUUCAAUGUCACAGCGCCAUGACUCCACCCUGACUACUCUUCUGGGGUUUGCCGUGCAAAAUGACAGAGCGGCGGAGAAGUAACGAUGCCACGUUACACUCCAUAUUUACCUUGGCACAUAGAUUCUUUAGAUUUCUAAAGUGGUUUCACUGUUUACUUAAUUGGCUUAAUACACAUACUGUAUAAGUUUGAUAGACACAGCUUAUUUUUAUAAAGUGUAUUGAAUUUUUGAAGUAAAUGUUUUCUUUGUUACAAUGCGGUAUGGGAAUACAAUAUUGUGUUAGAAGAACAUUCAUUUGAUCUGUUACUGAGUAAUUUGGAAUAGAAUGAUGUACUCAGUGUAAGUGGGAGUACUAUUGUUACAUACAGCACAGGGUCAGUUCUACACUGUGCUAUAUACAAUGUCCACAGGUUUUAUUCUAUUCCUUACUCUCCACUAAACUACAUGUAUUAUGUUUGCUUCACUAGGGGAAUUAUCUAGAUGGAUUUUGUGCUUGGAGGCUAUGCUGUAUAACAACCAUUCUGCCUGCAAUUAAUGUCAUUUAGAUUAGUGCUGUAACAGGUGGUAAGACAUUCAGUGCUUCUUUAAACUGUGAUAUUGUGUCAAUAAAAUAGAAUGCAAGUUA